Pan troglodytes (chimpanzee) is the source of this 3969-nucleotide messenger RNA. RefSeq names its product dopamine beta-hydroxylase (gene DBH). The transcript is spliced from 12 exons. Gene Ontology annotation, molecular function: copper ion binding; dopamine beta-monooxygenase activity. Bases 1248 to 3101 code for a protein of 617 amino acids. Gene Ontology annotation, biological process: norepinephrine biosynthetic process; octopamine biosynthetic process; dopamine catabolic process. Gene Ontology annotation, cellular component: secretory granule membrane. The record is from RefSeq and is a predicted model, not a curated record. Lineage: Eukaryota; Metazoa; Chordata; Mammalia; Primates; Hominidae.
GCUGAAGCAGCCUCCAGACCUGCCGUCAUGGGUAUUUGAGGACCUAAAUGUUGCUGUCAGCCUAUGACAUGAAUGUGCCCCUAAGGCUAGAUUCUGGGUUUCUCCAGAGAGACGAGAAACAGGAGGGAAAAGGAAGGAAGGGAGGGAGGAGGCUAGGGAGGAGGGACAGCUUCUAGUCCAGCUGGAGAGAUCUGUCAACCCAGCCUGGGGGGUGGAGCUGGAGGGAUCAAGCAGAAUGUCCUGAAGGCAGCUGCCCUCAGUCUACUUGCGGGAGAGGACAGGAGGGAGAGGUGCUGUGGUGAGACUGACCCACGGGCCCACGGGUGGAUGAUUGCAAAUGUCCUGUGGCAGGUGUGGGAGAAGCAGGGCUGCAGCCAGCUGCCCUGAGAGGCUUCAAAUUCAGGCCAGAUCUGCUCUGGGCAAAAGGAAGCUGUGGGUUUGGGAGCUUCAGAGACAGGGGAGCAGGCCUGUCACUCACCCUCUUUUCCUUAAAGGCUGUCACCCCCAGCAGUGCACCCUGCAGCCUGCCUAUCCCCUGUGCAGCUCCAGCUCCGUCUGUCCCCAGCAAUGCACCCCACGCCCAUGUCCCCCACUCCCUAUGAUGCUCUCGCGCCUUCUGGAGCAGCAGUGGUACCAGCUGGAGGCUGUGGGAAAAUUGAGAGGAGACAAAAGUGGGAACAGCAGGCCAUGGAGAGAGUGUCUAAACACAGGGACUAUUUGGAGAUUAUCUUAUUUUUGGUUUGAAAUGGGCCCACCUGCUAGUAUUGUACAAACGGCUCUGCUCGCUGGGCCAGGCCUGCAGUGGCUACGGGCCUAUCCUUCACUGGUCAGCCUGGAGCAGCUCCUCGGACCUCAGUCUGCUCAUCCGUGGGUAGAGGCGGCGCAGACCCCAUCCCACUGGGGACUGGGCCAGACAGCCUGUGAGGCAGUCAGCUGGUGCCUGGCCAGAGGGUGUCUGAAAGGCCUCUUGGCUGCAGGGUGCAUCUGCUUUUGGGACAGCUCUUCAGAGCCAUCUCAGAAGGGACAGCAUCCGCCUGUCUACUUCAACUCCCACUGAUGACGUCCAUGUGUCAUUAGUGCCAAUUAGAGGAGGGCAGCAGGCUGAGUGCUUGGCCUGGGGCGCAAGCUUGUGGGAGGGAAAAUUGGAUUCCCCGCUAGACAAAUGUGAUUACCCGUGCUGCCUGGACCCACCCCAUUCAGGACCAGGGCAUAAAUGGCCAGGUGGGACCAGAGAGCUCACCCCAGCCAUGCCCGCCCUCAGUCGCUGGGCCAGCCUGCCCGGCCCCAGCGUGCGGGAGGCAGCCUUCAUGUACAGCACAGCAGUGGCCGUCUUCCUGGUCAUCCUGGUGGCCGCACUGCAGGGCUCGGCUCCCCGUGAGAGCCCCCUCCCCUAUCACAUCCCCCUGGACCCAGAGGGGUCCCUGGAGCUCUCAUGGAAUGUCAGCUACACCCAGGAGGCCAUCCAUUUCCAGCUCCUGGUGCGGAGGCUCAAGGCUGGCGUCCUGUUUGGGAUGUCCGACCGUGGCGAGCUUGAGAACGCAGACCUCGUGGUGCUCUGGACCGAUGGGGACACUGCCUAUUUUGCGGACGCGUGGAGUGACCAGAAGGGGCAGAUCCACCUGGAUCCCCAGCAGGACUACCAGCUGCUGCAGGUGCAGAGGACCCCAGAAGGCCUGACCCUGCUUUUCAAGAGGCCCUUUGGCACCUGCGACCCCAAGGAUUACCUCAUUGAGGACGGCACUGUCCACUUGGUCUACGGGAUCCUGGAGGAGCCGUUCCGGUCACUGGAGGCCAUCAACGGCUCGGGCCUGCAGACGGGGCUGCAGAGGGUGCAGCUCCUGAAGCCCAAUAUCCCCGAACCGGAGUUGCCCUCGGACGCGUGCACCAUGGAGGUCCAAGCUCCCAAUAUCCAGAUCCCCAGCCAGGAGACCACGUACUGGUGCUACAUUAAGGAGCUUCCAAAGGGCUUCUCUCGGCACCACAUUAUCAAGUACGAGCCCAUCGUCACCAAGGGCAAUGAGGCCCUCGUCCACCACAUGGAAGUCUUCCAGUGCGCCCCCGAGCUGGACAGCGUCCCCCACUUCAGCGGGCCCUGCGACUCCAAGAUGAAACCCGACCGCCUCAACUACUGCCGCCACGUGCUGGCCGCCUGGGCCCUGGGCGCCAAGGCAUUUUACUACCCAGAGGAAGCCGGCCUUGCCUUCGGGGGUCCAGGGUCCUCCAGAUAUCUCCGCCUGGAAGUUCACUACCACAACCCACUGGUGAUAGAAGGACGAAACGACUCCUCAGGCAUCCGCUUGUACUACACAGCCAAGCUGCGGCGCUUCAACGCGGGGAUCAUGGAGCUGGGACUGGUGUACACGCCAGUGAUGGCCAUUCCACCACGGGAGACCGCCUUCAUCCUCACUGGCUACUGCACGGACAAGUGCACCCAGCUGGCACUGCCUCCCUCCGGGAUCCACAUCUUCGCCUCUCAGCUCCACACACACCUGACUGGGAGAAAGGUGGUCACAGUGCUGGUCCGGGACGGCCGGGAGUGGGAGAUCGUGAACCAGGACAAUCACUACAGCCCUCACUUCCAGGAGAUCCGCAUGUUGAAGAAGGUCGUGUCGGUCCAUCCGGGAGAUGUGCUCAUCACCUCCUGCACGUACAACACGGAAGACCGGGAGCUGGCCACAGUGGGGGGCUUUGGGAUCCUGGAGGAGAUGUGUGUCAACUACGUGCACUACUACCCCCAGACGCAGCUGGAGCUCUGCAAGAGCGCUGUGGACGCCGGCUUCCUGCAGAAGUACUUCCACCUCAUCAACAGGUUCAACAACGAGGACGUCUGCACCUGCCCUCAGGCGUCCGUGUCUCAGCAGUUCACCUCUGUUCCCUGGAACUCCUUCAACCGCGAUGUACUGAAGGCCCUGUACAGCUUCGCGCCCAUCUCCAUGCACUGCAACAAGUCCUCAGCCGUCCGCUUCCAGGGUGAAUGGAACCUGCAGCCCCUGCCCAAGGUCAUCUCCACACUGGAAGAGCCCACCCCACAGUGCCCCACCAGCCAGGGCCAAAGCCCUGCUGGCCCCACCGUUGUCAGCAUUGGUGGGGGCAAAGGCUGAGGGAGGACCUACUCCUCCAUGCUGUCCCCGUGGGCUCACACCGGCACUGUGCACUCUACUCUGCGACGAUCCCCAUGGAACAGCCCUGCACGCCCAGGAUGAAGGGGCCAGACCACGCCCCUGCCUGAGACCAUGGUCCAAUCCAGCCUUCUUCCCCCAGGGUCCCCUGCAUGGCUGAGAGGGUGUGGGUGCCCUGUUGACCUACCCUGGACCGAGUGGACCGCGACCUCGUCCAUUUAAACCCGGCUGACUCAGUGCAGGGACAGCCUGCACAGUGGUCCAGGGUCCAGCCCUCCGCCAGCCCUGUUCCACCUCACUGGGUGUGGCCAGGCUCCUGGGACAGGCACCAUGCUGGGCCGGGGUGUGGAAUCACCGGGAACGCCCCCGCCCCUCGCCCCGCCGCUCCCGGUGUGCAGCGGGUGCCGCUUAAACAUUUCCCUGCUGAGUGGCUCGUGUUUCACAGUGGGCGGCUUCCCUGCGACGGAGGCAGGACCAGGCAUUUAGCUAGUUAGAGACUCGCCUGGGAAAUUGCUCCAUUCCUGGGUAAACAGAUAUUUUCGCCCACCUAAAGGGAAGCCCUGACAACAACUAUCACCCAAAGACGAGGCGGCAAAGAUCCAGCGGGGCUUCUGGGCACCGGUUCCACGUGGGGUGGAAUUAUUAGCACCAGCUUGCUUCUCUGCCGGUGGGGCCAGCGCUGAACAGACCGGGGUGGAGUCGGGGCUGUGCUUUCUGCGUGGUUCUGCCACUUAGGGAGUGUGCCUUGGGCGGGCCAUUUCACAUUCCUGACCCUCACUUUUCUCAUCUGUAAAACUGGGCUGAUGCUGUGCGGGCUGAUGAGCCAAUAAAGCUCACACUUGGGCUGGCA